Messenger RNA from Paramormyrops kingsleyae, 2508 nucleotides. It is a transcript of the gene castor1, whose product is annotated as cytosolic arginine sensor for mTORC1 subunit 1. Gene Ontology annotation, molecular function: arginine binding. The record is from RefSeq and is a predicted model, not a curated record. Gene Ontology annotation, biological process: negative regulation of TORC1 signaling. NCBI's taxonomy places the organism in Eukaryota, Metazoa, Chordata, Actinopteri, Osteoglossiformes, Mormyridae.
CCUUUAAAGCCGAGGGGGCGUGGUUCUGUGCGGGCCGCCUCUCUGAUGGCUCCGACGCCUUUUUCUCCUUAUCCCCUCCAGAUCCCACCGUGUCGGUUGUAAACACCGGGGCAUGCGAAUUAACGCGUGUCCCCCACAGCAGGCGCUACCGAUCCGGGCGGGGGGGCUUGCAGCGGUGCAUAUAUCGCGGAGAAUCGAACACGUUCGGCCUUGAGGACGAGGUGCUGGGUGCUGCAGCGGAGAAAUGGACCUGCACAUCCUCGAUCACAGGCUUAAAGUGACCAGUAUCUGCAAGGACGGCUUGGUGGUCUUCACACACCCGCUUAUCAAACUCAUAUUCCUGCGGAACAGAACCAGGUGCAAGUUCUUCAGCCUGACAGAGACCCCUGAGAACUACACAGUGGUUCUGGAUGAGGAAGGUUUCAAAGAGCUCCCGCCCUCGGAACACCUGCUGGUGGAAGACUCCACCUGGCUGCCCCUCAACGUGGUCUCCAAUGGACACGCCUCCAGCAGCUCCCAGGCCGUGGGCGUCACCAAGAUCGCCAAGUCUGUCAUCGCACCCCUGGCCGAGCAGCACGUCUCCGUCUUCAUGCUCUCCACCUACCAGACGGACUUCAUCCUGGUGAGGGAGAAGGACCUGUCGGUGGUCAUCCGCACCUUGGAGGAGGAGUUCAACAUCUACAGGGAGGUGGGGGGGGAGUGCGUCCCGUUCCGCAGCCAGGACAUCCGCAAUGGGUUCCAGAAGAAUGGCAAAGAGGCCAAGAUCACGGUCCAUCCGGUUUUGAGUCCACUGAACAAAUUUUUGGUCAUGAGCUUGGACCCAGACACUCUUCCAGCCAUCGCCACCACGCUGAUCGACGUGCUCUUCUACUCCAGCAGCCAGAAAGAUGGAUCCCAUUCCAACCAGGACCUGGACUGCAUCAAAUUUUUCUCGUUUUCUCUUAUUGAUGGAUACAUCUCCAUAGUCAUGGACACCGAAGCCCAGAGACAGUUCCCAGCUAACCUUCUGUUCACCAGUUCUUCACAAGAGCUGUGGAGGAUGGUCCGGAUUGGCGGCCAGCCUCUGGGAUUUGAUGAGUGCGGCAUUGUGGCCCAGAUCUCCCAACCCCUGGCUGACAGUGACAUCUCUGCAUAUUACAUCAGCACUUUCAGCUUUGACCACGCCCUGGUUCCAGAGGAGGACAUUGACAGUGUGAUCAGCCUACUUCAGCAGCAGAGGCAUGACCCAUCGCAGGUGUGAUGACACAAGUGUCCCAAGGCUCAGGGAGAGCCCUUCAGACCUCACCCUUGUGCCUAGUCUGCCACAGACUCCACCCCAUCCAGCACUUACUACACAGUAUUAGCUGUGGCUGAUGCCAUGACAACCAGCUGUUCACUGCUGGCUGAGUGUUGGGCCCUGGUCUUAUGUGGUGGGCAUAGCUGCUGGUUUAGAACCACUUCCUGUCUGUGUCUCCAUCCUGAAUCUCCUGACACUACUUUCUGCGCCUCCGUCUUCUAGAAUGAAAUCCUGAGGUGCUGGAGCUAAUAUUUUGUAUAAACAUUUUUUUAUGCCCCCCCCCCCCCCCCCCAUGUAUCUGGGAAAAACAAUUUUUGUAUAACUUUUACAAACCCACCUACAACAAAGGUGGCAGUAUCCUCCGAUGUGCAAGUAUUGGGCUGAAACAUUCGGUUUGUGGUCGGAGCCAUUAAAGCAGCACUCAUUAAAAUCCUGCAAUGUCCUUUAGGAGGAUAACCUGCAGAGAUGAAACCAUAACUUGAUGUGAUCACUUGGAAGCGGUGGGUAUAGUGUUGACCUUCAGUGGUGCUUUUACAGAAAUAAAUAAUGGAAUUGAUAUUUGUAUGUAUUGAAAUACAGGAAGUUUAUAUAGCAUUUUGUUUCCAUGGUUUGAUAAAUGGAUAUGUGUUCAUAACUUUUGAAGUCGCCAUCUCAGAGGAAGGGUUUUUCUUUUAUUUCUUUGGUCCUGAUUCCAACAGUUUGUCAGUAGUACAGUAAUUUCCUGAAGGUCUCUCAGCUGCUGUCUAGUCAUUUUUGCUGUUCGCAUCAUCUGGAAUUUCUUGCCAGCUAACGGAUGUUUUUCUGAUUUUAGUUGACCUCUUGGUGCUUGUGCUGACAGGUGGAGAUGGUUAAUUUCGCAAGCUAUUUUUUUAUUUAAGCAGGUUUACAGAAAGAAUUUGACCUAGAUUUUUACAUUUCAUUAUUGGUGUCCGUGUGUUUGCAGUGCAGUUCCUGCAGUGAAUAAACAACUCACUGCAGAAGCCUCAUCUCUGUAUUCUUUUCUCCCCGUUUCAAAGGUCAUUGAUUAACUUAUCCUUGCCGAUACAUUUUCUGUCCCUUCUGCAGUGUCUUGCACUGCUGGUUUUCACGGUGGUCUUGAUUCCCCCACCCCCCACUUUUAAAUGUGUGUAAUGUUUCACUGACACUUCUUGGACUUUUUUGGGUACACUUUUGUAAAGUAACGCAGUAUUAUGACGUGCUGCUUUAUGCACUAAUAAAAAACUGUAAAAUCA